UAUUCUGCACUGAAGAGCGGAUAACUGUUAUGGGGAAUCCAAUUAGUUGACGAUACAAGUUACACUUUCACUAAAUACACACUUGCACUUUCAGGAUAAACACCGAUGUGAAGAACAGUAUACAAUGUUGUGAAUCGUUCCAGCGACUAAAGUAAACUGAAGACGUUACUUCUUGUUUUUACUCUGAAAGCAGCGCGCAUAAAAAUACGUGUUAUCAUUUGGUUACCCACGCUCAGUGUGCAAAAUUGUUUAUACGCAGAUGGAUUCAUCCCUCUAAAAGUGAGAAAAUUGAAAAACACCAGACAUGGGACUAUCUACCAACAAACAUCCAGUAAUUAGUAUUCGAGCGAGCAAUCCGCUGGAGAAUGAGUAUCCAUAGCGCUGAGAGGGCUGAGAGAGGAGUGCAAUUCUCCCACACCAGAGUCAUCCCUCGCAAGCGUGACACAACACGACGUCACUUUUCAUCAUAAUUGAUUGCCAAUUGACUCAGAACAUUUGUCCGCAAUGUCCUCUGCAAAGGCGAUUCCUUAUCAAUACAGGAUACUCUAUCAUGUCUGGAUUCGCGUAAGCGAAAGUAAUCCCAGCUCUAAAUCGAUUCUGUGAGUUGGAAAUGAACGCGAAUGAUUGUAACGAUUUCAUUCUUUAUGUAGAAAUGCCGGUACGGAUGUGAUGUAGCACGUGCUGCUUGGCAUCGUGCUGCUUGCGUUACGCGAAUUUAGCUCAGACACUAACUAUGAAAAUCAUCUGAAAGCUGAAUGCAGCCUGUCGAUUUUGACAUACGAACGAACGAACGUGAUGAAAUUAUAGAGGUUUUAAACUUUUCAGUUCAUUCGCCUCUAGGAUUUUGACAUACAUUUCUCACAUCUGUUUAUUUAUCUCUUGCAAGUCAACACAAUUUUGGCGAAACUAGUGAUCAAUGCUAACAUAUUCAGCAAUAUCUUUGUCCUUCCUUUUAGUCUCCUAUCUGCUGUAAAUGGAAGAUAUCCAAGGAAACACGAUGUCGGUGGAGGAUAUCAGCUCCGCACUUGCCACGUAUACCAAGUGUGUCAACUUUGCAGCCAUCAAACACCGCAAUCAACGCAGACUAGAUUCGGAUAAAACACCAUAUAUCAAUCAUCCCAUUGGCGUGGCGUACAUCUUGACUGCCGAAGGCGGCGUUACAGAUUUCGAAGUCAUCCAAGCGGCAAUUUUGCACGACACUGUGGAGGACACGGACACUACCCUUGACGAGAUUGAGCAAAAUUUUGGACUAGCCGUCCGAGGACUUGUCGAGGAGGUUACCGACGAUAAGUCACUUCCGAAGGCGGAACGUAAACGGUUACAGAUUGAGCACGCAAGCGGGACGACCCCAAAAGCCAAACUGGUAAAACUGGCAGAUAAGAUCUAUAACUUGCGGGACCUGCAGCGGUGCAAACCGGAGGGUUGGAGUGACGAGCGCUGUAGGGAGUAUUUCGCCUGGGCGAAGAAGGUUUGUGAUAAUCUGAAGGGAACCAACCGAGAAAUGGAGGAUAUUUUGGAUCAGAUUUUUGAACAAGAGAAUGUAAUAUAAUAUUUCAUAUUAGUACUACUAGAA
Molecule: messenger RNA, 1573 nt
Organism: Toxorhynchites rutilus septentrionalis
Lineage: Eukaryota; Metazoa; Arthropoda; Insecta; Diptera; Culicidae
Gene: Mesh1
Product: guanosine-3',5'-bis(diphosphate) 3'-pyrophosphohydrolase MESH1
Exons: 4
Coding region: 974-1549 (191 amino acids)
Molecular function (GO): guanosine-3',5'-bis(diphosphate) 3'-diphosphatase activity
Source: RefSeq, a predicted model, not a curated record